This is a messenger RNA of Hordeum vulgare subsp. vulgare (domesticated barley), 2540 nucleotides long. RefSeq names its product MACPF domain-containing protein At1g14780-like. Gene Ontology annotation, cellular component: plasma membrane. Lineage: Eukaryota; Viridiplantae; Streptophyta; Magnoliopsida; Poales; Poaceae. Bases 309 to 2159 code for a protein of 616 amino acids. The transcript has 7 exons. The record is from RefSeq and is a predicted model, not a curated record. Gene Ontology annotation, biological process: plant-type hypersensitive response; regulation of salicylic acid mediated signaling pathway.
CCCCAAUACCAACCGAAGGGACCUCUUUCCCCAACCACCCGACGACCCGGGCGGCCGUCUCUGACCAGACUCUGUGAUGUCGCCACCCUCAACCCCCGUCGUGAAUCCUCCUCUAGCAUUGGACCGGCGCAAUCCCACCUCAACUUCCCCUCCCUACGACCUUUCCGUCAAACCUUCCUACCAGUUCUUCGCCUUCUUCAGUAGAAUCAUCACCACAAGGAUAGGAGGCUCGAUCGCCGCCGGGGUCUGCUGCUGCGGUGAGGGACUGUCGUGCGCGUGCCUCGGAGGGUAGGAAAGGGAAGUAUAGGAUGGAGUUGGGGGAGGAGGUGGCGCGCGCGCUGGGCGCGGGCUUCGACCUCACGUCCGACUUCCGCCUGCGCUUCGCGAAGCUCCGGCGGCGGCUCGUGGACCUCAACGAGGCCGGGGCGAGGGACGUCCCCAUCCCUGGCGGGGGCGGCGCAGUGCUGCGCGGGGUACCGCGCGACGUCGGCAUCGACAAGGGCGACCGCAUCCGCUUCCGCUCCGAUAUCCUCGAGUUCAACCAGAUGUCGGAGUUACUUAAUCAGAAAUCCUCAGUCCAAGGGAAAGUUCCUUCAGGCUAUUUCAAUGCACUUUUUGAUUUAAUGGGGGUUUGGUUGACAGAUGCCAAAGAGAUUAAGCAUCUUGCUUUUGACGGCUAUUUUAUUUCGUUGUUCAACUUGAAUCUAAAAGCUUCUCCGUUGGUUCUUUGCGAUGAAGUCAAAAAAGCUGUUCCAUCCAAGUGGGAUCCUGUAGCAUUAUCUUGGUUUAUCAAAACUUAUGGGACACACAUAAUUGUUGAAAUGGCAGUUGGAGGUCAGGAUGUCAUAUGUGUUAAACAAAGUCAUUCUUCAACUAUUUCAUCUGCUGAACUUAAGUUACAUCUGGAAGAUCUUGGAGAUUUUCUAUUCUCUGAUGGAAAAAACCUCUCCCCCAUACAUCGUAAGACCAAGGAUGGCAAGAGCAAGGUGCCUGAUGUUUUUGUCAGGAUAGUACAGCAGCCUAAUAACCUACAUCUUUCCAGCUACUCAGAAUCAUCAACCAAAGACGGUCUGACAAUUACAUGUUCAAAAAGGGGUGGAGAUGUACGUAUACCCAGUCACUCCAAGUGGUUACAAACAGUUCCGAAGAACCCUGACGCUAUAAUGUUCAAAUUUGUUCCUAUUACCUCUCUUCUUACUGGCAUUCCUGGUAGUGGUUACCUCAGCCAUGCCAUCAAUUUAUAUCUUCGCUAUAAACCCGAUCUUGACGAUUUACAACAUUUCUUGGAGUUUCAAGUGCCUCUGCAAUGGGCACCUGUGUUCAAUGUGCUUGUCCUUGGGCCCCAGAAGAGAAAAGGCUCUUACCCUUCAUUGCAGUUCAGAUUCCUUGGCCCCAAACUUCGAGUUAACACUUCCCAGGUAUCUAGCGCCCAGAAACCUGUAGUCGGCCUUCGGUUAUAUCUUGAGGGUAGGAAGUGCAAUCAGUUGGCCAUCCAUGUCCAGCACCUCUCUAGUGUCCCAAGCAUGCUUGGAGACUCGAUGGCAUCUUCAAUGUCUGAGUGGCGCGAGUCGGAAGAUACUGAUCCAGGGUACAUUGAGGCCAUCCAGUGGAAUAGUUACUCAUGCAUUUCUACAUCUGUUGUCAAGUACAACUGCGAGUGGAGUAAGAGAGUUUCUGGUGGAGUUUUCAUCGUCACUGGUGCCCAGCUCUUCACAAAGGGAACCUGGGCAAGGAAGGUGCUCCAUCUGCGGCUCCUCUACACACACAUCCCAAACUGCACCAUACAUAAAUCUGAGUGGACCCGAGCACCAGCAGCAUCUCAAAAGGGAAGCUUUUUUACAACAAUAAGCACAACUCUAAGCUCUCCUUUCAUGCAUCGCAACGCGCAGCCUGCCCAGAAGCAUGAGCCGGCACAGCUGAAUUCAGGCAUUUACCCUGAUGGUCCACCGGUUCCUCUUCAGUCGAGGAAGCUCCUGAAGUUUGUUGACAUGUCGGAGGUGGUGAAGGGGCCGCACGAUGUCCCUGGGCACUGGCUGGUGACUGCUGCGAAGCUUGUGAAGGAAGCUGGCAAAAUUGGAUUGCAUGUGAAGUUUGCCCUGCUCAACUAUGAUGGUACAGAACAACCGAAUGGAAGUAACAUGAGCUAUCACUGUAAAUAGCACAGGUGAUUGUUGAUCUUUGUACUCCAUGCAGUAUCAUGAGCUAUCAUGGAGUUGAUGGCAGGAUUUUGGAAGCAACGUUAGGAUAAGAAAUUGUUACAUAUUUUUUUGGGCCUAUAGAAAUGUAUAGAGGACACAAACAGUAAACGUAAGAACCUUGUAUUGCAAAUUCUCAGUUCUUGUACCCCCUCUCGUCCCAUAAUGUAAGACGUUUUUUGUAGUGUCAAAAAAAGUCUUACAUUAUGGGACGAGGGGGUAGUCAAUAGAUUUGUGUAGUCAACAGCUAAAGAGCAGUUGGAGAUUUGUGUAGUUAACAGCUAAAGAGCAGUUGGAUUCUGGUAAUGCAAGGAGAAUGUAGGAUCACUUGGAUCUCUUCGUCUA